AUGCCCGUGACAAAAAAGCGCGACGGGGCCAACGGUCUGGCGCUGGGAGCCCGUGGCUACCGCUGCCACGUGUUUGACGACCCCGAGACGGCGUGGGCGCUCCAUCAAGAGACGCAUCUGAUCGCGUGGCAGGGGCAGAAAGACAGCGACCUGCUCGUCGACCGCUUUGAUGCUCGGAACCUGCUGGACGACCGGCGGCAGUUCCGCCAACUGAAAAAGAGGAAGCGACGAGCGUCUCAAGACGGACAUUUGGACGCUAACGGAGGACAAAACAUGGGUACAGCAAACGAGACGAUCGAGACGAAGCACCAGCAGGAGAUUCAUCGUCUUCGCUUUGGCGAGUACGCCGUGGAAUUCCCGCGGUCGGAAGACGUGGUCGUAAACCGGUUCCCGUACCUGUAUCCGGACGAUGAGAAAAGUGACCAAACGAGCGAUGACGAAGCGUUCGAACCGCCAUGGGCGGUACCGGAUCACCUGGUUGUGCCCAAGACCAAGAAGCGACAUGCUAUUCUCGCAGCUACAGCUAACAAGGUUCGCGAGCAUCCACAGCUAGAGGCUAUGCUGAAGGUCAAGCUUGGUGCGAACGCCAAGUUUCGUUUCUUGGAUGUUUCGCAUGAUUUGUACGGCUACUAUUGCUUCGUGCGCGACGAGAACCCUCAGCCUAUGUCAGCGAAGAAAACGGGUGUUGGAGUGUCGCUUCUGGGAGAGGAGUACGACGACGAUCAGAGUGGUGAAGAGAAGACAAGCACACACGAUGAGUCGUGUACAGACGCAGCUAGCUGA
Hyaloperonospora brassicae is the source of this 783-nucleotide messenger RNA. The record is from the annotation of a GenBank genome assembly. Lineage: Eukaryota; Oomycota; Peronosporomycetes; Peronosporales; Peronosporaceae.